UGUAUUGUCGAGUCGCCAAGAGGUAUGCGACAGCGUGACAUAUAUCUAUAUUGUAUAUCCAUACCGUCGCAUUGAGCGGUUUACGACGGGAGUCCCGAUGAAUAAUUGAGGGAGGAACGCGCCUGCGCGCAGCUGGCGUGCCCGAUACAACUCAAUCGUCCGCGAAUUAUACGACUCUAAUUAUUAUUUAAAACCAAAUAAUGUGUGUGCGCGUGUGAACUGUUGAUUGUGAUAAGAUGCAAGCCGGUGGACCGGAUAGCACGGCGGUCUCGGAGGCCCCGAGCAGUGGAAGCGAGGAGUCCGAUUGUGAGUUUGGUCCAGAAGGAGAAGCUGAGACUGCUUUGACUGAGGAAUGGGCGCGAGAACUACUGAUAUGCUCGGGUGUGGUCGAACCUAACGAGAUCCGAGUAGAAUCUAGGGCCGGCGUCGCUGGUGCCCUAAGCAGGGUACUCGCGGUGACAGUCCGCUACGAAAGCGAGGGAGAACGGCAUGCUCUGCCUCUUGUUGUUAAACUUCCACCCCGGGACCCGUUUGGGAGGCUUUUCGUAGCUGAAGCACAAUUUGAUACUAGAGAAAUAUUAUUCUACACGGAAUUAGCACCAGCGCUCAAUAAAUUGGCUCAAGAAGCUUUAGGUCCUGAUGAAGGGCUCGCAGUUCCGCGAUGUGUUAAAGCUAGGUUACCAGAUGAAAUUGGAGGAGACAGCGAGCUUGUAUUGGAAGAUGUGACAGCCGUAGGUUUCGAAUCAGCUGAUUUCGCUGAAGGCUUAACUAUAGAACGAGCUAGAGCGGCUCUGUUUGCCGCGGCUCGACUUCACGCACUGUCCCUUGCUCUACGUGACAGAGAGGGCCCCCUGGACCAAAGGUUCGAUUUCUUAUUCCCGUGUGAACGCGCUGCCGCUGGGUAUCUGCGUUUAGUGCGCAGAGGCUUACCACAACUAGAAGCAUUUCUUCGUGGUCGUACAGAUUGUGUUGGCGAAGCCGCCGCUGUCAGCGCACUUAGCGCUCGGGCCCCAUCAUUACUCGGUACUUUAUUACGACCAGCCGAACCUGCCCCCCUCGCACAUGCUGAUUUUUGGAGUGGGUUAUUAUCCUCAUUAACCCCAGAACUCAGAAGGGCGGUCGGGGACACAUUAAUUGAGGACUAUGGAGAUCGUUUGGAAGCUGAAUGUGCAAGAUUGGGUGCUGCGCCCGCCGGAGCAGUUGUAAGACGGAGCUUGAAACAAGAUUGGCCACGAGCAGCGUUGAGAGCACUUCUCCUGUGCGCGGGGAGUGUUGACGUGGCCCUUGGGGAGCCGCGAGCUGAACAACGUCUGUUAGAAGCUGUUAGAGAUCUAUACGCACAAGGAGUUCUUGAUCUAAAACCAGACUCAGAGUUGUGAGUGUUUAAGUGCCAAUAGCGUAUUUCGUACCUAUUCGACAAUCGAGUCGUUUAAUGUAUAUUCAGUCGCAUAGUAUGUAUUUAUUUCAAUAUAUUAUUACGUAUUUAUUAAAAUGCGAAUGUGUUUACAUUCGAGAAGGACAACGAUAAUUUUAAUGAAUUCUUAUUGUCGCGAUGGCAAUGGUGCGAUGCCUAAUCAAAGACUGAAUUUAACUUAUCAAAGACCGUUGUGCGUUUAAUUUACUUUAAGUAGAUCGACACAGUAAUUGCUCAUAGAAUGAAAAGUUUAAUCGAAUACAGUCUUUCGAUUAUAAUUUAAAUUUAAGUAUUAAACUUAUUCUUGGUGGAGU
Molecule: messenger RNA, 1728 nt
Organism: Zerene cesonia (dogface butterfly)
Lineage: Eukaryota; Metazoa; Arthropoda; Insecta; Lepidoptera; Pieridae
Exons: 4
Coding region: 237-1379 (380 amino acids)
Source: RefSeq, a predicted model, not a curated record